CUUAUAAGGACCCAUAUUAUGUUAUCUGUGUUCUGUGCGUAUCGUGAAUUUCAUUUUUCAACAUAAUGGAAAAACUAAUAGAUGGUGGACACGUAUGUGCUGUAAAUAGUUGUAAAACUAACAGUUCAAAAUCCAAAAUAAGUUUUUUAAUGUUUCCGAAGGACCAAGAAUGGGAAGAACAUUCUCCACUAAGUUAAUAUCUGUUUUCAUAGAGCCUACCUAUUAUUUUUGUAAACAGCAACAUUGCUAUUGUAAAAAUACUCAACCCAUUAGCUCCCACGGUAUGUUUAAUCAUACGUUCAUUUGAGGUUAGGUUUUUGUCAACAAAGCUAAUUUGACUGUUUUGUGAAUCAUUGUAUUCAUUCAUUAUGAACAUAGUUGUAGGCUGAAAGUGUUGAAUGUAACUUUGUGGAAAUAUUUUGUAUCCACAGUAAGUUUCAUCUGAAGUGAUAUAUUUGUUUCAACAGAAAAUGAUUGGAAGGUCAAAACAGUUCUUCGACCCAUACGAUCCGUUGGAUGCUGAACAGCUCCUCAAUUAUUUGGAAGAACUUGACACUGAUAAUGAUGAGUAUCAGACUAUUCAGGAUUCAGAGUGCUUAGAUAUAUUACUUUUCCUCCAGAAGACCAACACGAUAGUGAUCAGGAAGACGCCCUAAGCGAUGAAGAAGGUCUACCUACUAUUCGUGAUAUUGUCAAGGGUAUCUUGAAGCAAAGUAUGGAAGUUUACAGAACUAUUCUUCAAUCUGACGUCAGAUAUCAUCUCAUACUGUCCAUACAGAAAAGGCUAAGCCUCGAGCAGUAACAAAGGUGUAAUAAAGAAGUUAAACCUAAACGUAAUUGGGAGCAUGUGACUUUAUACCAUUGUCCUGAUAAGCUUGGGAAUCUGAAAUAUGAAACUCCACGUUUUGCAGAAAAAUGCGCCAAGUAGACACCUGCCGAAUACUUCAAGUAUUUCUUCGACGAUACAUUUAUGUAUUUCAUCUGCCAAGAAUCAAAUAGAUACGCAUUGAAAAAGGGUUUUCAUAAUGUUUCCGUAACUGUGGAAGAAUUGUAUCAAUAUUUUGCAAUCGUUAUUUUACCUGGUUACGUUCCAGUUGCAUCCAGACGAAUGUUUUGGGAAACAAAGGCAGACACUUUCAACCCACUUGUCAGCAACACGAUGUCAAGAAACACAUUUGAAAGCAUCCAUAGGUUUUUGCACUUUUGUAAUAACGAUACCUUUGAUAAAAACGAUAACGUUGCAAAAAUGAGACAACUUAUUGACCAUCUGAAUCGAAUUUUUACUGAAUGCAUUCAGCCACUAGGAACACAUUUUUCAUUGGAAGAAGCAAUGGGGCUGUAUUACGGGAGACACAGCAUGAAACAGUUCAUACGCGGUAAACCGAUUCGUUUUGGUUUCAAAUUUUGGUGUCUGACCACUUCAGAUGGCUAUCUCAUCAAAUUUGAACCAUAUUUGGGUUCUGGUGAUAAACUGAAAGGAAAAACGUUAGGAAGCAGUGUUACUGAGAAAAUGUGUCUAAACUUCAUUCCCAGGAAAAGCAUCGUCUUCAUUGACAACUACUUCAAUUCUCUUCCUUUACUUGAAACGCUAAGUAAACAUGAACUGUAUGGUGUUGGAACAAUACGAUCCGACAGAGUAGAAGAAGCUCCCCUGAAAGAAUUGAAAAAGGAAAAACGUGGAUCUCAUUUCACUUUGUACGACAAGAAAGCUAAUAUAACACUUACACGUUGGCAUGACAACAGUCAAGUAAACGUGGCAACCAACCUGAAUGAUGAAAGCAUUUCGAAAACAAAAAGUUCGUGCACGCGUUGGUUCAAAAAAGAAAGAUCAAAGAUUGCGGUGGAGCAACCAUCAAUUAUAAAUUUUUACAAUAAUGAAAUGGGAGGAGUAGACCAAUUUGAUCAAAUGCGUGGCCUCUACAGGUCUAAAAUGAGGUCUAAAAAAUGGUACUGGUCCUUUUUUCGAUUUUGUUUGAAUGGUGCAGUAGUGAACAUGAGGUAUUUGUAUCGAAGAUGUUCGACGAACGGGGCGAUGCCACUGUUAUAGAUUCAUAAGAAUUGUUCUAUCCAUAUUAUCUUCCCCACCGACACGACCUUCCACACGACCCAAACCAAAAGUAUUGUCAAAGAUUCCUAACGAAAUUCGAUUGGAUGGCAAAAAUCAGUUGAUCGAAAAAAACGAAACUCAAAGGCGAUGCGCAAAAUGUGGAAAAUGUUGUAAAUUUGUAUGUCUGAAAUGCAAUGUCGGGCUUCACCCAGAUUCCAGCUUCCGUUCAUAUCAUGAGAAAUAACUUUCUCAUAUGUUUCAAUAAAUGGUUU
Messenger RNA from Leptinotarsa decemlineata (Colorado potato beetle), 2319 nucleotides. RefSeq lists its product as uncharacterized. Lineage: Eukaryota; Metazoa; Arthropoda; Insecta; Coleoptera; Chrysomelidae. The record is from RefSeq and is a predicted model, not a curated record.